Sinocyclocheilus rhinocerous is the source of this 1071-nucleotide messenger RNA. Its product is annotated as protein-glutamine gamma-glutamyltransferase K-like. Gene Ontology annotation, biological process: peptide cross-linking. The transcript is spliced from 8 exons. The coding region runs from base 1 to 1071 and encodes 356 amino acids. Gene Ontology annotation, molecular function: protein-glutamine gamma-glutamyltransferase activity. The record is from RefSeq and is a predicted model, not a curated record. Lineage: Eukaryota; Metazoa; Chordata; Actinopteri; Cypriniformes; Cyprinidae.
AUGAGUGGUCACAUCCCAUCCAUCCGGGACGGCACUUAUGUGAUCGUUCCAAUAGUGGAAGAAUUCAAGAAAGGCUGCUGGGGGGCAAAGAUUGUGGAACAAGGACAAAACCGAAUCAAACUGUGUGUGCACUCUGUUCCGACUGCUUGCGUUGGACGAUACCAGCUCAGUGUCGUGACACACUGUCCAGGAGGCAGAUUCACUUUACCUUAUGUUCCUGAAAAUGACAUUUACAUGCUGUUCAACCCCUGGUGUAAAGAUGACUGUGUGUACCUGAGUGAUGAGGCGGAGAGAGCUGGGUAUGUGCUGAAUGACAUGGGCAGAAUCUACUAUGGAACUAAGCAGCAGAUUGCUUGCAAAACAUGGAACUUUGGUCAAUUUGAGAAGGGAAUCUUGCCUGCAUGUAUGUAUGUGCUGGAGAAGAGCUGUACACCUUGCUCAGGGUGGGGAAGCCCCAGUAACAUUUCCAGAGUGGUAUCUGACACGGUUAUUGCUAACAAAGACUGUGGUGUGUUGGUGGGUAACUGGUCAAACUUCUAUGGAGAUGGAACUGCUCCUACAUCCUGGUGCAGCAGCAGUGCCAUCCUGAAACAGUACUACAAGUGUGGAGGAAUACCUGUCAAAUAUGGACAGAGCUUGGCCUUUGCUGGAGUCACCAACACACUGUUGAGGUGUUUGGGCAUUCCUGCUCGUCCAGUUUCAAACUUCUGUUCUGCUCAUGACACUGAUGUUUGUUUGACAACUGAUGUCUACUUGGAUGAGAAAUUUCAGCUGAUCGAUCACAUGAACCGUGAUUCAAUCUGGAACUACCAUGUGUGGAAUGAGGCCUGGAUGACUCGGUCAGAUCUGCCAUCUGGUUUCGGAGGUUGGCAGGAAGAGAAAACUAGAGCUGUGAACAAUGAUAAAGUUUACUGGCAAAGGAAAAGCAAUGGAACAUUUGGUGUUGUUCACGUUGAGAAAGAUGUAGUAGGUCACUGCAUCAGUACCAAGGCUGUCGGCUCAGAUCAACGUGUAGACAUCACAAACCUCUACAAACACCCACUUGGUAAAAACCACAUGCAUGUCUCUUAA